Messenger RNA from Nothoprocta perdicaria, 369 nucleotides. Its product is annotated as protein S100-A9-like. Gene Ontology annotation, molecular function: calcium ion binding; transition metal ion binding. Lineage: Eukaryota; Metazoa; Chordata; Aves; Tinamiformes; Tinamidae. The transcript has 2 exons. The record is from RefSeq and is a predicted model, not a curated record. Gene Ontology annotation, biological process: endothelial cell migration. The coding region runs from base 1 to 369 and encodes 122 amino acids. Gene Ontology annotation, cellular component: cytoplasm; extracellular exosome.
AUGAAGACCGACCUGGAGCUCGCCCUGGAGUGCGCCGUCAAUGUCUACCACCAGUAYGCCCUCAAGAAGCCCCUGGAUGACUACCUGGACCGCGGCGAGUUCAAGGCGCUGCUGAAGGACACGGCCAAGCCCUUCCUGGACAACACGACACCGCCUGGCCUGUCCGCGGACGCCUACAUGGAGCAGCUCUUCUCCAAGGCCGAUAGCAACCACGACGGGCGCCUGAAGUUCACCGAGUUCCUGAGCACCCUGAUGCUCGUCGUCAUGGAAGCCCAUAAGAGAUCCCACAAGGAUCCCAAUGAGCCUGGUCAUGGCCACGGCCAUAGCCAUGACCACGGUCAUGGCCACGGCCAUGGUCAUGGCCACUAG